AUGGGGGGCUUGCCGGGGCCCAGGUCCCACUCGGGCCGGCGGGCGGUGGAAUCACCAGACUACGGCUUCCCACUCUUCCCACCUGAUUUUUCUAUUAUCCCCCCAAGGAGCAUAACCCCAAGCACACCGUUUCUUGCCGGGACGCAGAAAACAGGUUGGGGUUCUCCCUGCUCAGAGGUGAAGCGGCGGCAGGCUGAACGGUCCCACCCCCACCCCAACACGGACUCCCAGGACACACUUACAGACCAAGACCUUUGCCGGCACGUCCUGGAGGUGCCCCCAGGGGAGCCACUAACAGGAGGAGGCCCUCCCGCAAGAGGCACACCGUGUGGCCAACCCAAUGCCCCAGCCGGCCGCAGGAUCACCCCGGCCCGGAGCCCCGGACGCCCUGCCGUAACCGACCUCGGGUUCCGCGCUCGGAAGCUCCGGGCCGGUCCCGCUCCCCCUGCCCUCCGCUGGGGCCGGCUCCGGCGGGGCGGACGCGCGGCCGAGGCCCUGGCGCCGGAGCAGGGAGCGGAGAGAGGGGCCCGAGCCAAAGAGCAGCGCCGCCCCGGGACAGAGCGCACCGCACCGCCGCAGCGCCGCCGCCGCCUCAGCUUCCAAGAUGGCCGCUCGAGAGGCGGGACCGUCCUCGCUUCCGAUUCCGGUGCGCGGCUCUCUGGGACGGGCGCUCUAGGCGGCCUGGCGGACCUCGCCCGCAUCUCGCUGCUUUGCCCCGCCCAGCGGGAUGGGGACGUCGGCGCGUGCGCACUGGAGAGCAGCUCCACGGGGCGGGGCUCGAGGAGCAGCAGGCACUCGAGGUCCCCUCCCAUCAGUGAGCGAACCUGUCCAAGGCCCCUGAGAGUCAAGUACUGGGCCGCUGGCUUUGUCUGGCCACCAGUGAGGCGUGGGGACUGCGAGCCCUGCCUGAACCUGUGUCAGACUGGAGCAGUGACCCAAGCAGUGGGUGCAGGGCUCGGGACCUGGAAGUCCCCCGAGGUCCAGCCGUCACUGCCGGAGGAGGGGCGCGGGGAGAGGCUGGUGGAGCUGCACACGUCCUUCAGGGAGCUGUUCACCUUCUUCUGCACGAACGCCACCAUGCACGGCGCCAUCCGCCUGGUCUGCUCCAGCCAGAACCGCCUCAAGACGGUGUGCUGGGGGCUGCUGCUCCUGGGCGCACUGGGCACGCUCUACUGGCAGUUCGGGCUCCUCUUUGAGCAGUACUGGCAGUACCCCGUCAUCAUGACCGUGUCUGUGCACUCGGAACGAAAGCUCUUCCCAUCGGUCACUCUGUGCGACAUGAACCCACACCGGCCCAGCCUGGCCCGCAGCCAGCUGCUGGCACUGGAUGCGUUUGCUCAGGAGAAUAUCUAUGCCCUCUACAAGUUCAACUUCAGCGUGAGUGGAGACGCCCCAUUUGCGGAGGCCCCUGGCCCAGAGCCUGCCUUCCAGCUGGACCGUGCAAUCCGCCUGCAGAGACUGAGAGGCCCAGGCGGCCAGAACAAAGUGGGUUUCAGACUGUGCAACAGUACCGGGGGCGACUGUUUCUACCGGGCCUACCCGUCAGGUGUGACGGCCGUGCGAGCGUGGUACCGCUUCCACUACAUCAGCAUCCUGGCUCUGCUGCCCACUGACCGUGAGGACAGCCACCGAAGCCAAGGUGGCCACUUUGUCUUCUCCUGCCGCUACAAUGGCCAGGACUGCCAGGCUCGACACUUCCAGACAUUCCACCACCCCACCUAUGGCAGCUGCUACACCUUCAAUGGGGACUGGGCUGCACAGCGCCCAGGCAUUACCCACGGGAUCAGCCUGGUCCUCAGGGCUGAGCAGCAGGACCACCUGCCGCUGCUGUCCACGGAGGCUGGCAUCAAGGUCAUGGUUCACAAGCGCAACCACACUCCCUUCCUGGAGCACCGCGGCUUCAGCGUGCGGCCAGGGACCGAGACCACCAUCGGCAUCCGAGAGGACGAGGUGCACCGGCUCGGGAGUCCCUAUGGCAGCUGCACCGACGGCGUGGAGGGCCUGGAUGUGCCGCUGCUGUACAACACCUCGUACACCAUGCAAGCCUGCCUGGUCUCCUGCUUCCAGCAGCUGAUGGUGGAGACCUGCUCCUGUGGUUACUACUUCUACCCCCUGCCGACCGGGGCUGAGUACUGCAGCUCCGCACGGCACCCGGCCUGGGGUCACUGCUUCUACCGCCUCUACAGAGACCUAGAGACCCACCGGCUUUCCUGUGCGACCCGCUGCCCCAGACCCUGCAGGGAGUCUUCAUACAAACUCUCUGCCGGGACCGCCAGGUGGCCUUCCUCCACGUCAGCGGACUGGAUCCUAGCGGUGCUGGGCCAGCCAGGGACCCCAGCAUGCAGGUCCAGGGCUCAGCACCCCACAUCUGUGCUGCACUCCAGAAGCAAUGUGGCCAAGGUCAACAUCUUCUACCAGGAGCUCAACUACCGCACGGUGGAUGAGACACCUGUCUACUCGGUGCCACAGCUGCUUUCCGCCAUGGGCAGCCUAUGGAGCCUGUGGUUCGGCUCAUCCGUUCUCUCCGUCCUGGAGCUGCUGGAGCUGCUGCUUGACGCCAUAGCCCUCACCGUGCUGCUGGGCUGCCGCCGGCUCCGCUGUGCCCAGGGUCCCAGCCAGGGCAGUAAUGGGCAUCCCACUCCAAGCCAGAGGCCACCCAGUUGUCAAGUGACUGCAGGCAUGACGUCAAACAUCCCAGGGCUCAGCUGGUGA
Messenger RNA from Rhinolophus ferrumequinum (greater horseshoe bat), 2712 nucleotides. RefSeq names its product sodium channel epithelial 1 subunit delta (gene SCNN1D). Gene Ontology annotation, molecular function: ligand-gated sodium channel activity. NCBI's taxonomy places the organism in Eukaryota, Metazoa, Chordata, Mammalia, Chiroptera, Rhinolophidae. The record is from RefSeq and is a predicted model, not a curated record. Gene Ontology annotation, cellular component: membrane. The transcript has 15 exons. Bases 1 to 2712 code for a protein of 903 amino acids. Gene Ontology annotation, biological process: sodium ion transmembrane transport.